AUUAAGCGACAAAUUUAUACUGAAUUAGAAUUAGGAGAUUUGUUUGUGAGCUGAAGAAGAUAGAAUUAUCCAGCGCUGAUCUUCACCGCGUCUUCUCUGACCAUAUCUCACUGCACCGUGAGGGCAGGAAGAGCUUUGGAGUAACCGAGACGCCAUUAACAGCAAUCGAUCAUUACGAGGAUAAGCUCGGGCGACGGGUGCUCUCUCUGUUGCCCACUCUUCACUCCACCUUCUCCAAAAUUCCUCUAUAAUCACGUGGUUCCGCGUCUGGAUUUUUGCUAGCGGUUUCAACUAACCCCAUUUUGGAGUGUGUCCUUUUCGUAGUGCAACUGCGAGGACCAUCUUUAUUAGGCGGCGACGAACCUGUCCGAUUGGAAUUUUGCUGCAUCUUUUUUCUUACGUUGGUGGUACUGGGUUGUAUGUGAUUUUUGGGUUCUGAUUCUUCGGAGAUACGAGUAGAUUUUAACUGAUUUUCAGAAGGUUAUGGCGGAAGAAAAGGAAUCGACCUCGGUUCCUCUCAGUCAAGUCGAUAAUGGCGGACAGGAUCCCGAGGAUCCUGUCAAAUCUCCUCCGAGUUCUCCCAACUCGUCCACUCGUAAGGCUUGCUGUUAUGUUCUCCAAAGUUGGGUGUCAAAGAAGUUUAUGACUGGAUGUGUGGUUCUUUUCCCUGUUGCUGUUACCUUUUUUGUUACAUGGUGGUUCAUUCAAUUUGUUGAUGGUUUCUUCAGUCCAAUAUAUGAGCGGCUUGGAGUUGACAUAUUUGGUCUUGGGUUCAUAACAUCUUUGCUCUUUGUAUUCUUCAUUGGUAUAUUUGUCUCAUCAUGGUUGGGUGCUACACUCUUCUGGCUUGGAGAAUGGUUCAUCCAGCGAAUGCCCUUUGUCAGGCAUUUAUAUUCUGCCUCCAAACAAAUUAGUGCAGCAAUUUCUCCUGAUCAAAAUACUACGGCUUUCAAAGAAGUUGCAAUUAUUCGUCAUCCGCGUGUUGGUGAAUAUGCAUUUGGCUUUAUUACUUCAACUGUUACCCUCCAGAGAGAGAGUGAAGAUGAAGAGCUAUGUAGUGUUUUCGUGCCAACAAAUCACCUCUACAUUGGGGAUAUAUUUCUUGUUAAUUCAAAGGACAUCAUAAGGCCAAACCUAUCUAUUCGGGAAGGAAUAGAGAUCAUUGUUUCUGGUGGUAUGACGAUGCCGCAAAUUAUUACUCCUGUCGAGAGAGUUGAUAGACAGGCUGAGAGAAUAACUUUGAACAGACUAAAGUAGUGACGUGCAGAGGAGAAGAUAUCCCUGGUAAUUAUACGAGCAGUUUUUUGUGCUAUAAAUAGUGUGGAAGUUGUGGUAGUAACCUUAUAUGGCAGGUCAUGGGAUGACCUUAAUAGAGUUAGGCUUGUUUGUGUGGCGAAACAUAUUGCCCUCUUGAAUCUUUGUAUUCAAGUUCGAGUUCGAAUCAUAAAUGAUGGUUCUUGUUGUUACUACAUUUGUUGAUGUGUUUGUAGUAUUAUCAUAGUAAUGAUAGAAAUCUUUUGAUAGAAGACACGGAUAUCUCUCUGGUAAUAGUAUUAUCAUAGUAAUGUUUCUGUUU
Molecule: messenger RNA, 1576 nt
Organism: Cucurbita maxima (winter squash)
Lineage: Eukaryota; Viridiplantae; Streptophyta; Magnoliopsida; Cucurbitales; Cucurbitaceae
Product: protein LIKE COV 2-like
Exons: 7
Coding region: 484-1257 (257 amino acids)
Cellular component (GO): Golgi apparatus
Source: RefSeq, a predicted model, not a curated record